AUGGAGCCUAAGCCUAUCUUUGUGUUACCACUUCCUUUCAUGCUCUUCAGUAUUCAUUGGUUUCUAUUGGCUCUUCAUGGCAGUGCUGCUGAGAGUUCCAUAUAUAUAGUGCACAUGGACAAAUCCUUGUUUCCUCGGGUCUUCACAACCCAUCAUGAUUGGUUUGAAUGCAUCAUCGAUUCCACAAAAUCAGCAACACUUCGUCACUCAUCCAGGCAAUCACAGAAACUAGUGUACUCCUAUAACCAAGCCAUGUAUGGCUUUAGUGCAGUACUAACUUCAGAAGAGUUAGCGGCUGUCAAGAACUCCCUGGGCUUUGUCGCAGCAUAUCCAGACAGAACUGCCACCAUAGACACCACUCACACUUUUGAGUUUCUCUCCCUAGAUUCUUCUAGUGGCCUGUGGCAUGCUUCAAAUUUUGGGGAGGAUGUCAUUGUGGGUGUUAUUGACUCUGGUGUGUGGCCUGAGAAUGAAAGUUUCAAAGAUGAUGGCAUGACCAAGAAAAUUCCAAACAAAUGGAAAGGGAUCUGUCAGGAAGGGCAAGACUUUAACACUUCCAUCUGUAACUUCAAACUGAUUGGAGCUAGAUAUUUCAACAAGGGCGUGAUUGCUGCAAACUCCAAGGAUAAAAUCAGCAUGAACUCAGCUAGAGAUACUGCGGGUCAUGGAACUCACACAUCAUCAACAGUUGCUGGCAACUAUGUCGGUGGAGCCUCUUAUUUUGGCUAUGCCAAAGGGGUGGCCAGAGGCAUUGCACCGAGAGCUAGGCUAGCCAUGUACAAGGUCAUUUGGGACGAGGGUCGUGUAGCCUCUGAUGUUAUGGCUGGAAUGGACCAAGCCAUUGCAGAUGGGGUCGAUGUCAUUUCCAUCUCUAUGGGGUUUGAUGGUGUUCCACUCUAUGAGGACCCUAUAGCAAUAGCUUCUUUUGCAGCAAUGGAAAAAGGGGUGGUUGUUUCAUCCUCUGCAGGUAAUGCUGGUCCUGAUCUUGGUACUUUGCACAAUGGAAUCCCCUGGCUUCUGACUGUGGCCGCAGGCACCAUAGACCGCACAUUUGGUACUCUAAUUCUUGGAAAUGGCCAAACCAUUACUGGUUGGACCUUGUUUCCCGCAAAUGCGCUCGUGGAAAAUUUUCCACUUAUCUACAAUAAGAAUACAUCAGCAUGUAACUCAGUCAAGUUAUUAUCCAAAGUGGCCGAAGAAGGAAUUAUUCUAUGUGACUCAGUGUCAGACCCGGAGUUAAUUAUUAAACAACGGAGUUAUGUUAAUAAAGCCAGUUUGUUAGGGGCAGUCUUUAUCUCUGAUCAACCAUUAGAAAAUGAAGAAGGACAUUCCAGAUCUCCAAGUAUUGUAAUUAGUGCACAGGAUGCACCAUCUGUGAUCAAGUAUGCAAAAAGCCAAGAGAACCCAACAGCCAGCAUCAAAUUUCAACAAACAUUUGUUGGAAUAAAGUCGGCACCAGCUGUUGCCGGUUACUCUUCAAGAGGUCCUUCACCUAGCUAUCCUGGGGUCUUAAAGCCUGACAUAAUGGCACCUGGCUCUAAUGUUCUUGCUGCUUUCAUUCCUCAUAGAGUAGCCGCUGCAAUUGGCACCAAUGUGUUCUUACCUAGUGACUACAAUAUUCUGUCUGGAACAUCCAUGGCUUGCCCUCAUGCUUCUGGUGUUGCUGCUCUUUUGAAAGCUGCACACCCUGAAUGGAGUGCUGCUGCUAUAAGGUCUGCAUUAGUAACCACAGCUAGUCCUCUAGAUAAUACACAGAGUCCAAUUAGGGAUCAAGGUUACCGUGCUCAAUAUGCUUCCCCUUUAGCCAUUGGAGCUGGUCAAAUUGACCCUAACAAAGCACUUGAUCCAGGUUUGAUAUAUGAUGCCACCCCACAGGAUUAUGUUAAUCUCCUUUGUGCUUUGAAGUACACACAAAAACAAAUCUUAACCAUUACAAGAUCAGCCUCCUACAACUGUGCAAAACCAUCGUUUGAUCUCAACUACCCUUCAUUUAUAGCUUUCUACAGCAACAAAACAAGGUCAGGUUCCCACAAGUUUAGGAGGACAGUGACCAAUGUUGGAGGUGGUGCUGCCACAUACAGAGCCAAGGUGACACAACCUAAGGGCUCUGUGCUGACAGUGUCACCCGAGAUAUUAACAUUCAGAUACAAAAAUGAGAAGCUAAGCUACGAUGUCAUGAUAAAUUAUAGCAUGUACAAGAAGGAAAAUAUCUCAUAUGGGGAUCUUGUUUGGAUUGAAGAUGGUGGAGCACAGAGAGUUAGGAGCCCAAUUGUAGUGGCACCAGGUGGAAUUGUAUGA
This is a messenger RNA of Sphenostylis stenocarpa, 2298 nucleotides long. Lineage: Eukaryota; Viridiplantae; Streptophyta; Magnoliopsida; Fabales; Fabaceae. The record is from the annotation of a GenBank genome assembly.